AUGGCCGUCCUCAGCCCAGUAAGCCUGGUGGUAUUACCACUGGCAUACAUGGCCUACAAGAUCCUGCACCAGGUGAUCAGGUAUCGCCUCAACCACCCCCUGAACCAAUUCCCCGGCCCCUGGCUGGCCAGCGUCACGAGGCUGUGGAUAACCUACCACAACGUCAAGGCGGACGAGUGCCAGACCUUUCGGGAGCUGCACAGGCGGCACGGCCCCGUGGUCCGUAUCACGCCCACCAUGCUGCACGUAUCCGAUGCCACCAAGCUGCCCGAGAUAUACAGCCGCAACGCCGAUAAGAGCCAGCACUACAUCACGGGCAGCUUCGGCACCACCGAGUCCCUCUUCAACAUGCAGGACCACAAGGUCCACGCCCGCUUUCGCAAGGUCGUCGCGUCGCCGUAUUCCUUCAGCAACGUCAAGCGGAUGGAGCCGCUGCUCGACUCUAGCAUCGACCGCUGGGUCCACCGACUCGACGAGCUGUUCGCAUCGACGGGACAGAAGCUCGACUUUGCCCCUUGGGCCGUCUACAUGGCGUACGACAUCAUUUCCGAGGUCGGGUUCGGCCAGCCCUUUGGCUUUGUCGAGCAGGGUAGAGACGUCGAGGGCCUGAUAAAGGGCUUCCACGACGGGCUGGUCCCGUUCGGCAUCAUGGCGCGCCUGUGGCCCCUGACCAACUGGGUCAAGACCACCUUCCUGGGCCGGUACCUGGUUGCGUCUCCGGAGCAGGACUCUGGCAUCGGGACGCUGAUGCGGUUCCGCGACCGGCUCAUCUCGCAGCGCAUAGCCGACAACGAGAAAUCCGGCGGCGGCGGCGGCGACGGCAGCAGCAGCAGCAGCAACAACAACGGCCGCGUCGACCUGCUGCAGACCUUCCUCGAGGCCCGGGACGACGACGGCAGGUCGCUGGACCUGGCCCACGUCAAGGCCGAGGUGCUGCUGGUGCUGCUGGCGGGCGCCGACACGACUGGCACCACGUUCCAGGCCAUGGUCAUGCACGUCAUGAGCCGCCCGGACGUCUACGGCCGCAUGAUGGCCGAGGUGGACGCCGCCACGGCGGCCGGGAAGCUAUCGAGCCCGACGCCGCGGCACGAAGAGGUCCAGGCCCACUGUCCCUACUACGUCGCCUGCGUGCGCGAGACCAUGCGGCUCAACCCGGCCGCGCCCAACAUCUUCCCGCGGCUGGCCCCGGCCGGCGGUGUGGAUCUGUACGGCAUCCGCGUGCCCGAGGGGACCGAGCUGACGUGCAACCCGUGGAUCGUGCACCGGGACCCGGCCGUCGUUGGCGACGACCCGGAUGAGUUCCGCCCGGAGCGCUGGCUCGAGAACGACGACAGGGCAAAGGCGAUGCUCAGGUACAGCAUGUCGUUUGGGUACGGUGCCCGCGAGUGUCUGGGCAAGCAUAUCGCCAUGAUGGAGCUCUUCAAGGCUCCGAUCCACUUCUUCCGUACCUUCAAGCCCGAGAUCCUCGACGAGACCAAUCCAGGCCGUUACGUUGUCAAGGGUGGCGUGAGCUACUUUGAAGAUAUGUGGAUCAAGAUUGAAAGAAGGGCACAGGCACAGGUCGAGUGA
Molecule: messenger RNA, 1569 nt
Organism: Pyricularia grisea
Lineage: Eukaryota; Fungi; Ascomycota; Sordariomycetes; Magnaporthales; Pyriculariaceae
Exons: 1
Coding region: 1-1569 (522 amino acids)
Molecular function (GO): monooxygenase activity; iron ion binding; heme binding
Source: RefSeq, a predicted model, not a curated record